UUUUUUGUCCCAUUUAUAAAUUCACCUGUCGAGCUAACGCAUGCGUCUCUUCUUCUUCUUGCCGUUCAACUGAGUCGAACUCGCUCCGAUCUACUGAGGGGUGGCUGGUCGGAGGAGCUCGUUUGGUGUCGCCGGAUAUAUCGAACGAUCAGGUGCUACGCAUUGGACUGAAGGAGCGGCGUCAAUGGCUGUUUCCUGGCGAGAAUGGCCGGAGCUCCGGUGAGGAACCGUGCGUCGUCGUCCGCGGUGGUGGUGAUCGAAUCACGGCGGAGAUGUUUAGGUCGGCGAGAUGGCGGAGCGAGAAGAACAGGAUCAAGGUGGUGUUCAGGUUGCAGUUUCAUGCGACUCAGGUUCAUCACGUGAAUGCAGAGGGCCUGACUCUAUCUCUGGUCCCUGGAGAUGUGGGGAAGCCAACUAUGAGGUUGGAGAAGGCAAUGGUGAUGGAAGGAUGCUGCAGGUGGGAAUCUCCUGUGCACGAGACCGUGAAAUUUGCUCAAGACGCUAAAACAGGGAAGGUUAAUCAGAGAAUUUAUCAUCUUAUUGUAUCAACAACGGGAUCUACGAAAGCUGGUCAGGUUGGAGAGGCUUCGAUCGAUUUUGCUGAUUACGCUGAUGCAAUCAAGGCUUGCAAUGUUUCUCUUCCCCUUCGGAAUUCAAAUUCGAAAGCAAUGUUGCAUGUAUUGAUACAAAGGCAGCUAGAAGAUGCUGAUCCACAAAGAGAUGUGGAUGAAAGCGAGAGACUGAAAGAGCAAUCCGUUGUUUGUGUUUUAAGCACCGGAGAUGCAGAUGAAAGCCACAAGAUCGAUUCAAAAGAGAAUGGGCUCUUCAGCAAAGCUGCCCGGAUUGCUGAACUGAGGCGUAGAGCCUCUAUCGAGUCUGAUAGUACAAUGUCAAGCUCUGAUAGUGUCCCUGAACUGAAUACUCCAGGAGAAUUUGGAAACAGAGACGAUAGAAACAAAUCUAUGUUUCUGGGUUCAGCUACAAGUCUGUCUGAAGCACCUCAUGUGUCGGAAUCUGAGUGGUCAGGAAGUUCUGAUCAUGGAAUCAGCACUGAUGACUCCACCAACAGUUCGAACGAUACCAUGCCGAGGGACAUGUCGAGGAAUUUGUCUGAUGUCGAGACAGAGAAGCUUAAAUCCGAUCUUGUUGCUCUGACAAGGCAAGCUGAUCUUUCGGAACUGGAGUUGCAGAGCCUGAGGAAGCAGAUUGUCAAAGAAAGUAAAAGGAGCCAGGAUCUACUGAGAGAAGUGACAACCUUGAAGCAGGAGAGAGAUUGUCUGAAGGCAGAGUGUGGGAGGCUAAAGGUGUCUGAGAAUCGCAAGGACGAGAUGAAGGUGAAGAACAAAUUGCAGUAUGAAGGCAGGGAUCCAUGGAUUCUUCUGGAAGAAAUCCGACAAGAACUGGAUUACGAAAAAGAUCUGAACUCAAAUCUUCGGCUACAGCUCCAGAAGACCCAAGAAUCAAACACCGAGUUGAUUCUUGCUGUGCAGGAUCUAGAAGCAAUGCUUGAGCAAAGGAAUAACGAGGCAGAAGAUAUAUCUCCGAGACCAGGAACUGGCGAGAACAUGGAGGAAUCAAGAAGGUCUUGCAGAAGUGAGACGGAUGAAGAUGAGGAUCAAAAGGCGUUGGAAGAGCUCGUGAAGGGACACACAGAUGCGAAAGAAACACAUCUCCUGGAGCAAAAGAUCAAAGAGAUGUACAAUGAGAUUGAGAUCUAUAAACGAGACAAAGAUGAGCUCGAGAUACAGUUGGAGCAGCUUGCUCUCGAUUACGAGAUACUGAAGCAGGAAAAUCACGACAUCUCGUACAAGCUAGAGCAAAGCCAACUACAAGAACAAUUGAAGAUGCAGUAUGAAUGUUCAUCUUCGCUUGUCAAUGUGACCGAGCUCGAGAAUCAAGUCGAGAGCCUGGAAGCCGAGCUCAUGAAUCAGUCUGAAGAAUUUUCAGAGUCAUUGGGCAGGAUUAAAGAACUCGAAAAACAGAUUAAGGGCUUGGAAGAAGAGAUGGAGAAACAGGCCCAGCUGUUUGAGGCAGAUAUCGAAGCCGUGACCCAUUCUAAAGUCGAGCAAGAGCAAAGAGCUAUACGAGCUGAAGAAUCCCUGAGAAAAACGAGGUGGAAGAAUGCAAGCGUUGCCGAGAAACUCCAGGAAGAGUUUAAGAGGCUAUCUGUUCAGAUGGCUUCUACAUUUGAAGCAAACGAGAAGAUGGCUAUGAGAGCUAUGGCGGAAGCCAAAGAUCUUCAUAUGCAGAAACGUCAACUUGAAGAAAUGCUAAAGGAUGCUAACGAUGAACUCAAAAUGACUAAGAGUGAGUACGAGGCAAAGCUCCACGAGCUUUCAGAGCUGGUGAAUCUUAAGACGGAUGAGAUGGAGAGAAUGUCGGAGAAUCUUGAUGAGAAAUCCAAGCAGAUAGAUUACCAGAAGAGGCAUGAGGAAGACAUAACUGCGGAAUUAACCCGAGAAAUCACAAGGCUGAAGGACGAGAUCAAGGGCCUGAGAAAGGACGAAAAUACCCUUCUUCUCCAAGUAAAGGAAGCAGAAAACCUAAGAAUUGAGUUGGAAGAGAUGAGAAAAUCGAUCGAGGAAGCUGAGGCAUCAAUACAAACAGGCAACGCUGAGAGAAACGAGCUAUCGAGCAUGAUAGCCUCGAUGAAUGAAGAGUCAGAGUCUCUCACGAGGGAGUUGCACGAGUUGAAGUGCACCAGGGACGAAAAAGAAGCGGCUUUUACCGGAUUACAUGCAGAAAUAGAAACCAUCAGAGCCGAGUGUGAUGAUCUAAGGCAUUCUUUAUCUGAGAAUGAGUCCGAAAACGAGAAGCAGAAGAAGCAAGUGGCAAUGUUAAAAGGCGAACUGAGGAAGAAGGAAGAAUCAAUGGUCAAUCUGGAGAAGAAGCUGAAGGAGAGCAGAGCGGUGAUUAACAACGUAACAAAACCCGGGAUCCGAAACAAAGGCGGUUCAGUGGCUCAUGCUACUAAGGAGGUAUCCAGUAUGAAAGAGAGAAUAAAACUGCUCGAGGGACAGAUCAAGAUGAAGGAAAAUGCAUUGGAAGCGUCUUCGAACAUGUUCAUCGAGAAAGAAAGGGAUCUGAAGAGCCGGAUCGAAGAGUUGGAGACAAGACUUGAAGAACUCAAUCAGAACAAUGUAGAUGCAAUGGUAUCAGACAAGAGCGAUGAACUGGGAAAUCUGGAAACAGAGAUAGCAUUGCUGAGAGACAGAAACAGAGAGAUGGAAACCGAACUGAAGGAGAUGCAACAGAGAUACUCAGAGAUAAGUUUGAAAUUUGCAGAGGUUGAGGGUGAAAGGCAACAGCUUGUCAUGACUUUACGCAACCUUCGGAAUGCAAAGAAGAGCUAAUUUGGAUUUA
Tarenaya hassleriana is the source of this 3363-nucleotide messenger RNA. Its product is annotated as myosin-11. Bases 273 to 3353 code for a protein of 1026 amino acids. The transcript has 8 exons. NCBI's taxonomy places the organism in Eukaryota, Viridiplantae, Streptophyta, Magnoliopsida, Brassicales, Cleomaceae. The record is from RefSeq and is a predicted model, not a curated record.